AUGGACUCGGAGGACGGGCAGCAAUUCGUCAAGAAUUUAGCAUACUUCGUCCGCACCCAUGAGCGAGCACUAGCGAACGCGUUGCAGUCACAGCGUCCGAAACCGAAGAGUGACAAGGAACAGACCGUCGCUGGUGCUGCGAGCAAUGUCACCGAGUCGACGACCAUCUCCCUCUCGCAGGCGCUUUCUCGCCCCUACCCCUACCUCUCCUUCGCAUCCCCGACGCUGAAGCCUGCGAAGCUCACCUUGACUCCGCACCACCUCUUCUACCUGCUCRGCAAAUUCGAAGAUCUCGGGGUCGAUGUUGGUCCCACUACGGUCCGGCUGGAAAACCUGCACAGCGAUGCAGCGCCGUCCAACUACGUGUCCUUCCUUGGACACGCCCCCAAGUCACGCGGCAGGCCGACCGAUGCAGAAUCUCUCCGGUCCGUGUCCAGCGUGCGGAGUGUCAUGUCGAGCAUGUCGUCCGUCUGGUCUACCUUGACGCUAUCGAAUAGCGUUUCAAAAGCUGAGAAGCAGAUGGCACAACAUCGUGAUGAUAUCAAGUACUUGUACUCGUGCUUCACCAAAAUUCCAGCCCUGCGGCUCUCGCCAGACCACAGAGCGAGGCUCAUCUCGGGCUUUGAGGAAUUCCCCUUCGACACUGCAGUCCCGCUGUUUGCCUUCAAGAACGUGAGUUCAUUGGAGAUUUGCGAUCUCGACUUUCGGCAGUUUCAUGGCUGGGACAGGUUGGCAGAGCAGUUGCGAAGUCUGACUGUCAAGCGAGCGGAAGUGGACGAUCCUAUAGACCUACUAUUGAACAUUGUCUUGGACGAUGCGGAGGGUAGAAAGCGUAAGCGUUCGUCCAAAACUCAGGUGCCGACUACGCCAUCCACCCCCGGGAUUCCAUGGGCUGCAGGUAGCCCCAAGAGUAGGCAGAUUGACUUGGCCCGCUCAGUGUCGUCGCCGAACUCCCCAUUGGCCGAGCUUCAACGCAGCUCAGUAGGCAGCCCUCACACAUCAGCCAGAGUAGGCUCCUCUGAUGGCAAGAAAGUCCUCGAGUCGGCAAGACAGCCGAGCAACUCUCCACCAAGGCCAACCACGUCACGACAUGCCUCUGCGCCGAAACCACACCGUACGCCAAAGUUUCGCAGGUCGUCCGGCAGCUCAGGUUCCAGCCAGCAAGAGAUGACGCACAGGCAUAGUUCGUCUGACUUGCUGGCAAUGGGAAUACUGCCUCCAAACAAAUGGCGCUUCCUCCGACAUCUCAGCCUUGCCGAGAACGGCCUAACUUAUCUGACUGUGAGCAGUUUGGCGCCGGUAGCCAGCACUCUACAGUCACUCGAUCUGUCCGGCAAUCUCUUCUCUGAAAUACCGGAUGCGUUGGCCAGUCUUACGGACCUUCGAGCGCUUAAUCUCAGCAACUGUAUGAUCAACAGCCUCUCAUCACUGGCUCGAAACCCAUUACCGGCUAUCACGACGCUCAAUCUCCGUUCGAAUCGACUGCUCUCGUUGGCUGGUAUCGAGAGACUGUUUUCACUGGAGCGGCUAGAUCUACGUGACAACAGGCUGCACGAUCCGACAGAAUUGGCACGACUGACAGGUAUUCCGGACAUCAAGGACCUCUAUUUGAUGAAGAAUCCUUUCACCAGGACCCACAGCGGCUAUAGAGUUACGAUUUUCAAUCUCUUUCGAGAUACCCCAGGGCACAUACACGACAUUUCAAUAGAUUCUCUCGGCCCGAUACACACCGAGAAGAAAGGUCUCCAUGAUCGAACCGCUGAGCCGGCAAACAUACCCGUAGUGAGGGCGCCUUCAGAAGACGAGUCGCAUGAAGCUGUCCAUGAUUUUGGCAAGUCGGGGGCGUCAUCGACGUUUACGCAUCUUCCAGGACACCAACGCCGCUCUACGGUCUCUGAUAUCGAACCAAAAUCCUCCCUUCGACGGAAGAAAGUCUCACGACGAAGAAUAGUGGAGCUUUCACAGGCCGAACAACGAGCAGUGCCUCUCCAAGAAAGAGUGUCCGCAGAACCAGCGGUCCCAGAGCUGACUGAGCUCCCUCCUAUGCUGCACACUCCCACUACUGAAAGCGACCAGCCUACGACACCAGAGGCGAGUGCGUAUCAGAGUGCACCUUCAGCGAAGCUUCCGCAACAGAACCUCGCCGCAAGGCCUAAACUGGACAAGGCCUUCACUCCAACUACCGCUUCCCCCAAGAUAAGAAACUCGUCCGACGAUGACUCUUAUCCUAUGCGAGUGCCAGAGGACGCUGGCACCAAUUCAGACGUCUAUCGGCAGAAGAUGGAGGCGAUGAAGAACGAGCUAGGGCCCAAUUGGCUCGCGAUUUUGAAUGAGGAACGGUUCGCAGAGGAGACCCGAGCCAGGAAUCGCAGCUACAGCCCGGCUUCACGACCAGCCGCGGUGCGGCCUGAAAUGGCAUCUCGAGGCGUCAGCGUCGGCGUAGGCGGACGCACACUGGGUUGA
Molecule: messenger RNA, 2463 nt
Organism: Ramularia collo-cygni
Lineage: Eukaryota; Fungi; Ascomycota; Dothideomycetes; Mycosphaerellales; Mycosphaerellaceae
Product: related to Leucine Rich Repeat domain protein
Exons: 2
Coding region: 1-2463 (820 amino acids)
Cellular component (GO): cytoplasm
Molecular function (GO): protein kinase binding
Source: RefSeq, a predicted model, not a curated record